UCUCGCGAGAAGAGGCCGUUGCCGUAGCGGAGCCCUCUGGCUCUGGGAGAGCGUGUGAGUGGCUGUGAGCCGCCGCCGGAGCCGCGGACGGUUUGCCGAGCCCGUUAGUGCCGCCGGCCCAGACUCCCCGCCGCCGUCAUGUCCCGCUACCUGCGCCCCCCCAACACGUCUCUGUUCGUCAGGAAUGUGGCCGACGACACCAGGUCAGAAGAUUUACGUCGGGAAUUUGGUCGUUAUGGUCCAAUAGUAGAUGUUUAUGUUCCACUUGAUUUCUACACUCGACGGCCAAGAGGAUUUGCCUAUGUUCAAUUUGAGGAUGUUCGUGAUGCUGAAGAUGCUUUACAUAAUUUGGACAGAAAAUGGAUUUGUGGGCGUCAAAUUGAAAUACAGUUCGCACAAGGGGAUCGCAAGACACCAAAUCAAAUGAAAGCCAAGGAAGGGAGGAAUGUAUACAGCUCUUCACGAUAUGAUGAUUAUGAUCGAUAUAGACGUUCUCGAAGCCGAAGUUAUGAAAGGAGGAGAUCAAGGAGUCGCUCUUUUGAUUACAACUAUAGGAGAUCUUACAGUCCUAGAAACAGUAGACCGACUGGAAGACCACGACGUAGCCGAAGCCAUUCCGACAAUGAUAGAUUCAAACACCGAAAUCGAUCUUUUUCAAGAUCUAAAUCCAAUUCAAGAUCACGGUCCAAGUCCCAGCCCAAGAAAGAAAUGAAGGCUAAAUCACGUUCUAGACCAAACUGCAGCUGGAAUACCCAGUACAGUUCUGCUUACUACACUUCAAGAAAGAUCUGAAAGCGGAAAAAAGAACCAAAGAAGGGCAGUUCAAGCGACCAAAGGGUGGGUGGAAGGUGCUGCAGUAUGAAUACUGUACGAAUAUUUUGACUCUGGUCUGAAAAGAUAAAAGAAUUAUCGAAAACUACAUGGAAUAAUUGAAGUCCCUUCAAGUUUGAAAGUAAGCAUUUUAGGACAAAUAAAAGGAAAUUCAACUUUGUACUUGUGGAAACUAAUCCCUAAAUAUGAACAGGUAUAUUGACUCAUGGGUGGCAGAUCCAUGAUAAGUUAUUGGAAACUAGGAUGUCUGAAUAUCAAGGAAGACAGCCAUAGUCUCUAACAGUGCCUCUCUUGGUCUGUCUCAAACUAAAUUGGAUGGUAAAGGUAUGGUCCAAUAUAAAGUUUUUCUUGAUUAUCUCUUAAAAGUCAGUUCCACUUACGCCAGUGUUGGCAGGUCUUGCCUUUGUUUAUUCCAGUGCCAGUAUUUUCUGCUUAACUGUUUGUUUUGUUGGCAUCUGAAUUUAUUUACUUGUAUACCAUGUGCAGUUUACAUCUAACCACUCCUUCCCAGGUUAAUUCCACUUAUACUUGACAUCCAACCAUGAGGGCCCAUCUCUUUCUCACCUCUUGCCUAGACAGUAUGUUCAACAGACAUUUAUUGAAUAAAACUUUACUGUGGGCAAAACAUUAUACUGGAUAAUUGGAAAAUAGUUACUUAGUAAGUACCUACUGAGCACAAUCUAGUGAAUCAUUACAGUAUGGCCACAUUUUGAGGUGUAUUGUGAUAUUUCAUACCAUUCAUAUACUAAUAUAAUUACAGAACAAUACACUAUCAAAGAUAAGUAAUUUUAUGGUUGUCUGCCAUUUAAAAUUAUCUAGUAUUUGUAUCCAUGACUACAAAUAAUGAAGAAAACCUAUGAUAAGCAGAUUUAUUGUGCAGUGAUUAAUAUACUAGACUAAUUACUAAAUUGUUAACUUCUGGCUCAGACAAAUAGAUAAUCCCAAAAAUAACAAACAUUUAACUUUGCAUUAAAACAGACCCUGGGUGCUAUAAUUAGAUUAUUUUGAGGCAGACAGCUGUUACCACAAUGGACUUAGUAUAUUCUGUAUUGGAAAAAAAAAUGUUUACCAGGUUAGACUUUUUAGUGAUCUACUUGUACAUUUUUUAGGGGACAUAUUCUGUGUAUAGUUAAUAACUUUAUAGUGUCGCAAAAUGUUUUAGAUUCCUUGGUUCCUUGUUAGGAUAUUAACUUGUUUAUCAUAACAUUGAUUCCAUCACAUUUGAAUUUUUGUUGUAUUUUUGCCACAUAUUUAAAACAAUGUCAAAAUCUGAAAUCUGGAAACAGUGUAAAGCCUUUAUAACAAUUUAUAAAAUGUAGUAGGAUUACACAUAAAUGAAGGGAGGUAAAAAUGAAGGUUAUUUUAUCUGUGUUAAAAGCAAACUUUUUUCAGCCUGCCCAAACUUAAAAAGGCAGCAGGUACCAGGUGAGAAUUUUAAAUUUUGGCUUCAUUUUUGUUGCUGUUUUUAUUUUGAAUCAAGUUGGAAAUGCUUUUAUAGUUUUAUUUUCAAGGACACAAUAAAAACUGAUAAAAACUGAAUUUAGCAUUUAUUUCAAGAUUACAAAUGAUGUGUUUUAUACCAUUACAAAAUCAUUAGCAUUGGAUUGGUUUUAAAGAUAGAGGUUCUGUGUAUUUAACAGUUAUCUGUGCAGUUCAUGGGUGUUUUGUUCUCUACUCCCCCUCUCCAUUUCCUUUCAGAUUGAGCUUAAGGGAAGAGAGAAAUUGUGUGUUCUCGUGAGGAUUUUGUUUUGUUUGUUAAUUGUACUAUUUGAGUUUUAGGAGUUUCAUUUGCGGGAAUAUAACCUUGUUCAUUUAUAAGUACAGUAACAGUACUUGACAGCUCUUAAGUUUUAAGUGUGGUAAAAUAGAAAAGGCCCCUGUGGUUUGGGUAGCUGUGAAUUGUUUUAGUCUGUCUACUGUGGUUUCCAUGUAUAUUAAAGGCUGUCAAUAUUACUAAGCACUUGCUGUGCCAAGUUGUAUGUUUUCCAGAUAUUCCUGCUUAACCUUAAAUCACUUGUUUUCUGUGGGAUGCCCACCAUGUGGACAGGAACUUUUGCAUACAUACAUUCAUUUCUUACUACCUUCUAACAUUACUAGAUAAAAAGUGGAUUAAGUGUAUUCCAAGAUUUAUAGGCUGUUUGGAGCUUGGGUGCUCCAAGCUGGCUUUUCCAAACUUCAGUUUGAGUCUGUGUUGUUGUGCUUUUUUUUUUUUUUUUUUUUUUUUUUUUUAAAGCCAUGUUCCUUUUUAUAAAAUACUGAGAUUAAAAACUGUUACUUGAGCAAUAGCCAGGAAUCAGGAUCAUCAAAGCCUUUAGGUGUCCCAGAAAAGAAAUGUUCUCAAUUUUCAGUGAUGGCCUGAUAGGUGAAUUAAACAACUUGGUCUUCAAUGACUCUUUUCUCUUAGAUGUUUUCCUCUGUCUCUUCCUCCAACAGUGUUGGUUAUUAAUGUUUGUAUAUUUGUAAAGCUGGUUCACCAAUCACCCUGUGUUAAAAGUGGAGGGUUUUUUUGUGAAGUGGGGGGGGAUAAAAAAGUUGAGGCAUGUAAACUUUCAUUCGUAAUAGUAGUUUGUAAAGAAGUAAAAGAAAGGCCUUUGUAAUCCAGGUUUUUUUUCAGAUCACAUUUCUUUGAAUGCUGGAGAGUAAAAUAAACUGGUCUAGGUGCUCUAAAA
Molecule: messenger RNA, 3500 nt
Organism: Peromyscus leucopus (white-footed mouse)
Lineage: Eukaryota; Metazoa; Chordata; Mammalia; Rodentia; Cricetidae
Gene: Srsf10
Product: serine and arginine rich splicing factor 10
Exons: 7
Coding region: 139-792 (217 amino acids)
Molecular function (GO): RNA binding
Source: RefSeq, a predicted model, not a curated record